Messenger RNA from Strongylus vulgaris, 273 nucleotides. NCBI's taxonomy places the organism in Eukaryota, Metazoa, Nematoda, Chromadorea, Rhabditida, Strongylidae. The record is from the annotation of a GenBank genome assembly.
GAUGGCCCUAUAAUAUCCGUUGAGUUGGAAAGAGGUGUGCGCGGGUUUGGUUUCUCAAUUCGUGGUGGUCAAGAGUUUGGUGCAAUGCCUUUAUUCGUACUUCGUAUCGCUGAAGAUGGUCCUGCAGCGAUGGACGGACGAUUGAGGGUUGGAGACCAGUUAAUAUCGAUUAAUGGACGUGACACGAAAGGAUUAACCCAUGAAGAAGCAAUUCAACUCAUCAAACAACAUCCCACAGUCCGUCUUACCGUAAGACGCCAUAAACUCCCUUAA